AUGCCUUGCGCAGCCGUCUCGCGCCUCAGUUACAGUUCCUGCACUGACGUAUUUGCGGGUCUUUACAUCGCGUCUACGCGUGCCGCGGAGUUCCCCCUUUUCAACUACACGACAAUGCCACCACCAACGCCGUCACAAUCACCAAAUGGCAGGCUCACUCGUAGUAAGGAGUUGACUCCUUAUCUACGUCGUCUAAUUUUCGACGAGUACAUGAGAGGGCGGCCACCCGCUGUUAUUGCCCGCCGCCAUGGAAAUUCAGAAUCAACCGUGCGAUACACCAUUAAAAUGCAAAGCCCUCGAGGGGUCGAUCAGGCAGCCUUACAGGUGUGCAGAUCUCCGAAAUUAUCAGCACUGAACAUGUGCGCUAUCCUGAAGUGUAUUCGGCGUAAUCCUUUUAUGUCCUACGACGAUAUGCGCCUUGAGAGCGGCAAAUCCGUGUCUGACAAAGUUUUUCUCCGAACCCUUCGUGCAUCUGGCUACGAGCGGAAAGGCAAAAAAUGGAUUCGGAUCACCGACAGAACUGCAGGAAAACUUUAA
This is a messenger RNA of Penicillium waksmanii, 537 nucleotides long. RefSeq lists its product as uncharacterized. The transcript has a single exon. The coding region runs from base 1 to 537 and encodes 178 amino acids. The record is from RefSeq and is a predicted model, not a curated record. NCBI's taxonomy places the organism in Eukaryota, Fungi, Ascomycota, Eurotiomycetes, Eurotiales, Aspergillaceae.